Tachyglossus aculeatus (Australian echidna) is the source of this 1817-nucleotide messenger RNA. It is a transcript of the gene RASSF9, whose product is annotated as Ras association domain family member 9. Lineage: Eukaryota; Metazoa; Chordata; Mammalia; Monotremata; Tachyglossidae. Gene Ontology annotation, biological process: signal transduction. The transcript is spliced from 2 exons. The coding region runs from base 42 to 1337 and encodes 431 amino acids. The record is from RefSeq and is a predicted model, not a curated record.
UUGUUUGAGGAUUGUUCAUGGGGUAACCUUCCUAAGUGACCAUGGCACCUUUUGGAAGAAACCUGUUAAAGGCUCGGAAUAAAAACAGAUCUCCAACCAGGGACGUGGAUUCAGAAGAGAAGGAAAUUGUAGUUUGGGUUUGUCAAGAAGAAAAGAUUGUCUGUGGGCUAACCAAGCGAACUACUUCUGCGGAAGUGAUCCAGGCUCUGCUUGAGGAGCAUGAGACUGCAUUUGGAGAGAAACGACUUUUAUUUGGACAGCCUAAUGAAUACUGUAUCAUUGAAAAGUGGAGGGGUUCAGAAAGGGUUCUUCCUCCACUAACUAAAAUAUUGAGACUUUGGAAGGCUUGGGGAGAAGAGCAGCCCAAUAUGCACUUUGUUUUGGUCAAAGCAGAUGCUUUUUUUCCCGUUCCAUUAUGGCGAUCAGCUGAAGUUAAAUUAGCAGAAAGCACAGAAAGACAGUGGGAACUCAGCCCAGCUAACUACAUGAAGACUCUGCCUCCGGAGAAGCAAAAGAGAAUUGUACGAAAGACUUUCAGGAAGCUAGCUAAAAUUAAGCAAGGCACCGCCUCCCAAGACCGAGAUACCAUGGAAACAUUAGUUCAUCUGAUCAUUUCUCAGGACCAUACGAUUCAUCAGCAAGUGAAGAGGAUGAAGGAACUAGACUUAGAAAUAGAAAAAUGUGAAGCUAAAUUCCAUUCGGAUCAGGGAAGAAAUGAUGGAGAAAAUUGUGGUCAGGAUUCUGAUUUCAAUGAAGCUGAUGAGCAGAUAGACUUCCAACAAGAUCAAAAUCAGGAGCUUGAAUGCUCAAGUGAUAAUGAUGGAAUUUUACAUAUGGAAGAACGACUGAAAUAUUACCGACUACUUAUUGAAAAGCUCUCUGCUGAAAUAGAAAAUGAAGUCAAAAGUGUUUGUGUAGACGUAAAUGAAGAUGCAGAGGGCUUAUCCAAGGAUGAACCUGAAAAUUCAAAUUUAGAAAGUGUCAAGUAUGAUUUGGAAAAGAGUAUGAAAGCUGGAUUAAAAAUCCAUUCUCAUCUGAGUGGCAUUCAGAAAGAGAUUAAAUAUAAUGACUCAUUGCUUCAAAGGAAAGCAAAGGAAUAUGAACUCCUUUCAGAGGAAUUUAAUUCACUUCAUUUAACAAACAAAGAUGGCUGUCCACCUAAUGAAGAUAGAAGAAAAUUUGCUGAGGGCCCUAAAAGCAGCACCAUAGCAUUUCAUUCUACUCAGAGGGGUUUUAAUUCAUAUAUCAAUGACACUGACUCUGACACUGGUAUCAGCUCCACACAUAGUCAAGACUCUGAAACUACUUUAGGGGAUGUUGUGCUGUUAUCUACAUAGUUUAAAUGGUUAAAUUUACAACUGGGUUAUAAUCAUUUCUAUGACUCUGUUUAAUGAUAAAGGAAAAACUUACCAAAAUCACAUUCUGAUAUUUUAACACAUCCAUAAGGAAGAACUGAGUUGUUUGUUUGACCUAAUAACAGAUGAAAAGGAAAAAAUAGUUUGUCAAGUUGACUUAAUCACAAAAAUAAGUCCUAAUUGAACAUCCAUUACUCCUUGAAAAGUGUGUAUUAUGUACAGUAGACACGUGUGGAUGGAAUAAUUCAUGUGUAGGUGGAGAAAUGUUAAUCAAUUUGAUUUUAGUGCAGUUUGUAUUUUAAGUGACUCUUUCAAAAAGUAAGAUGUUCAUCUUUGAUAGUUCGAAAGUUUAAAUGAGCAUUUGACUAUGACACGGGAAAACUUUCGAGCGUCAGAAGAUAUUUGGAAUUUUAGUCUGAAAUGCAUGCAGAGACAGGUUAUCUUAUUUGCUAACUGCCUCUA